GUGGUGUCCCAAAAUGUAAGUCCCCACAAUGCCCGAGCAGAGUAAAACCCAGUCGUUAAAAUAAAAAGAUCCACAUAAUCCAGCGGUGGUAGGGAAAGCAAGUUGAAAGAAAACCCCAGAAAUUGGAAUCGGAACUGGAUUCGAUUCGUCUUCGGAAUUUGCUCUUUCCAAUUCGCUCUUCUUCUUGAUUCCGUAAAGUGAUCUUUGAUUCAUUCUCAUCCCAAUCGAUAUGGUUGAUGCAGCCGAUAAAUUGGCGUAUUUCCAGGCGAUCACAGGUCUAGAAGAUCCCGACUUAUGCACUGAGAUUCUCGCUGCCCAUGGCUGGGACCUCGAGCUUGCGAUCUCCACCUUCACCUCUGGUAAUUCCAGCACCGCACGCCCUGAUACUUCCGCCGCCUCACCUGCCGACGAUGACGACAUUGACGCCUCCUCCUCUGUCGUUCGGGUCGAUUCGUUACAGUCCAUGCCACAAUCAGAGCCUUCUCCGCCUGGCUUGGCUUGGAAGCUUAUUAAGUUACCGGUUUCUGUCAUUUCGGGUAGUUUAGGUUUGAUUUCUGGCGCGAUUGGUCUCGGCUUAUGGGCCGCCGGUGGUGUGCUUUCCUAUUCUCUUGGCAUGAUAGGGUUGGGCUCUGGUUCCCCUAGGAACGAUCAGUCCUCGGCGCGUUUGCUUCCUCUUUCGGCAGCAGCAUCGGAGGCUAUGGAUUUUGUGGCCGGGUUUGAGAGGGAAUACGGUGCUACUCGGCCCAAUUUUGCGAGCGAGGGCUUUAUGGACGCCUUGCAAAGGUCAAGGAAUGCUUUUAAACUUCUGUUUGUUUACUUGCAUUCACCGGAGCAUCCGGAUACGCCUUUAUUCUGUGAGAGGACUCUGUGCUCCGAGGCACUUGUGGCGUUUGUGAAUGAAAACUUCGUGUCAUGGGGAGGUAGUAUUCGGAAUAGUGAAGGCUUUAAGAUGAGUAACAGCUUGAAGGCUUCUCGAUUUCCAUUUUGUGCUGUAGUCAUGGCGGCAACAAAUCAGAGGAUUGCGCUGCUUCAACAGGUUGAAGGCCCGAAAUCUCCCGAGGAGAUGCUUACGAUACUGCAGAGAGUGCUAGAAGAAAGUGCCCCAGUUCUUAUUGCAGGAAGACAUGAAGCAGAAGAAAGACAAAACAAUAUUCGCUUAAGGGAGGAGCAAGAUGCUGCUUAUAGAGCUGCACUUGAAGCUGAUCAAGCUAGGGAAAGACAAAGGAGAGAAGAACAAGAACGCCUUGAAAGGGAGGCUGCUGAAGCUGAGAAGCUGCGCAAGGAGGAAGAGGAGGCUCAAGAAAGGGCAGCCCGAGAAGCUGCAGAGAAGCAGGCUGCAUUAGCUAAAUUACGUCAGCAAAAAGCUCAGUCGCUUGGUGAAGAACCUGAGAAAGGACCUAAUGUUACACGGGUUUUGAUUCGCUUUCCAAAUGGCGAGCGCAAGGAAAGGAGGUUCCACAGCAACAUGACAAUCCAGUCAUUAUACGACUAUGUUGAUUCAUUGGGUUGUUUAGAAGUUGACGAUUAUAGUCUGGUGUCCAAUUUUCCUCGGGUUGUUUACGGACAAGAAAAGCUUACUCUGUCAUUGGAGGAAGCCGGACUGCAUCCUCAAGGAAGCCUGUUUGUAGAGCUAAGUUCAUGACGCGAAAACUCGCUAAAUAAUCGGAAGAGUGCUCGGCGUAGAAAUAGGAGAUUCUCAGGUGUUAAAACUAUGGUUAUUGGGAGGGAAAAAAAAAAAAAAGAAUCAGCUUGAGAAGCACUUAUAAUUUAAAAUAUGUUGUUGCUGCUUCCCUGUAUAACUUCCGUUCAUCUUAUUUCUCAUUUAGUCUGCAUAGAGCCUUCCAUACAGAGGAUUUAGAAUGAUGAUGAUAUAAUUGUGUGCACGCACUCAUGCCUAUCUGGAAAUUAAGGAAGCUUCCCUUAGUUAUUUCUUUGUA
Neltuma alba is the source of this 1937-nucleotide messenger RNA. RefSeq names its product plant UBX domain-containing protein 10. The record is from RefSeq and is a predicted model, not a curated record. The transcript has 4 exons. The coding region runs from base 230 to 1642 and encodes 470 amino acids. Gene Ontology annotation, biological process: ERAD pathway. Lineage: Eukaryota; Viridiplantae; Streptophyta; Magnoliopsida; Fabales; Fabaceae. Gene Ontology annotation, cellular component: endoplasmic reticulum. Gene Ontology annotation, molecular function: ubiquitin binding.